Molecule: messenger RNA, 231 nt
Organism: Schistosoma rodhaini
Lineage: Eukaryota; Metazoa; Platyhelminthes; Trematoda; Strigeidida; Schistosomatidae
Source: the annotation of a GenBank genome assembly
AUGAUUACUAUGAUUGCCUUUAUGACUACUCCAUCUCCAUUCUCUUUUAAAAAAAGCAAUUAUAGUAAUGACAAUAGUAGUAUUCAUUAUUUCAAUAUGGUAGGAUCAUUAAUAUCAUUUAUUGUGGUAUCAGUUAGCUUAUUUGAUAUGAAUAUCAAUCUAUUAAGAAGGAGAGAUAGAGAGAGAAUCAAUGAGGAAAUAGUGAAAAUCAACAAAUGGAUUAUACCAUAA